GUCGCCGUUAACAUCAACAAACAUAUCGGUUGAUGGGAUCGCGUCACGGUUAAUUUUUAUGAAUUUUGUCAAGUGACAGCCGACUCUUAAACAUGGCCGAGAGCACUGAUUGGAGUUCCAUCAUGAUGACGGCCGAGAAGUUGCAGGCGAACGCGAUCACCGACACCGGAAUGCCGAGUGUCACUCGUAACAUCCGCCAGCUAUUGGACGCUGCGGAAAACUUGUGGACAAAAGUCGGUGUCCCGGGCGUCGAGGCCAAAGGCAAUGUGUUCUUCUGCAGUCGCGGUGUAGACGCUCCGCAGGUGCCCAAACAGUUGGAGCGGCUGAGUUCGAUGGCUUCGCUGGACACAUUGGACCCGAAGCCCGACAUGGACGUGGACAGCUUCGUGAAGAAUGAAGUGCAGAAUGCCAUACUCAGCCUUAUAGAGUCUGUCAAAAAGAGCAACGAAAACUUAAUAGACAGGAGACAGAACGAUACCACAAUAAAGAAUUGGAGGAACAAAAAAAUCAACAUCAUCAACUCGUUUCCAGGAUACGUGCCAAACUCUUCCAGUCCUGGUUCCAAUACAAUGCCUUCCAUUACCAAAUUCAACUCGACCAAUUUCGGUCUGAAUGCUCAAUUGGAUCAAAACGAACUGACAUAUGCUAAACAUCUAUGCGAAUACAACCAACAUGUAGAAAACCAUGGUAUUCAAACUGACAUUUUGCAGUCCUUCAAAGCGGCUUCAGAAAUUGCUCACGAUGAUCGUGUGAGUGAAAUGUGGAAGAUAGUAAAGUGCAUGAGUCAAAUUGUACCUGAACAUAGUUCCAAAUUUGUGAGGGGCUCAAUAAUCAAUCAAAACAUUAUGAUUAAAAAUGCCAGGUCUUAUUUAGAACAAAGGUAUAUUGUAUUUAUGAAAAACUAUAUAAAAAGCCAUUUAUCCAAAGCAAAAGUAGGUGGUAUUCCAGGUACAUAUCCACUUGUACGUAGUUUUGUGAGUGUCUACAUCAAUCAGUACAAUAAUCCUGAUCAGCUAUUUUAUGAAAAUCUUCCUUUUUGGCCAUUAGUGUACUAUUUGAUUCGUUGUGGUGAUUUAGAAUCUGUAGUUCGUAUUUUAGAAAAAAAUAACCUAGAUCCAGUAUUAUUGAGCAUUUUUAAUAGCAUUAAAAACAAUCAUGAUUACAUAAAUCUUAGUGAUCAAGGAUUCAAUUCAUCAAUGGCAUGGGAUUCCAACGAUCCGUUCAAAAGAGUAGUUUAUUCAUUAGUUGCUGCUAUUGAUGUAACAAGUAAACAUUCAGAUGUGAUUAAGACUGCAGAUGAUUACCUAUGGUUAAAACUUUGUCAAGUCAGAAACAGUCAAGAUAAACUUACGUAUUCCAUGCUUCAAACAAUGAUUUAUGAAGAAUACAAAGACCAAUUCAGUGAUGUUCAGCCUAUGUCAUAUUUCCAAUUGCUAUUCUUGACUGGUCAAUUUGAAUCAGCUAUUCAGUUUAUAUUUCGUCACCCUAAACUUCGUUCCCAUGCUAUACAUAUAGCUAUAGCUUUAAAUGAAAUGGGCUUACUGUAUUUGUCUGAUGAUGUUGAUCAACCAAUUUUAUCUAAAGAUGAUAACAAAAUAGACAGAUUAAAUUUAGCCAGAAUAAUGAAAAUAUACUGCGCCAAGUUUGAAAAUCAAGACCUUAAAAUGGCUAUUAACUACUACUAUUGCCUAAGACAUACUGAAUAUGAAGGUACUACACUUUUUGUUUCAUUCGUUGCUGGUCUAGUAAUAGAAACUGAGGAAUAUAACAAAGUUUUUGGAUAUCUGAAGCCAGAUGGUAGUAAACAAAAUGGUAUUUUGGAUUCGUUUAUUGUAUCGGAUUUAGUGAAAAUGGAGGUUAUUAAAAAAGCAGCUAUACUUGCAGAACAAAAAUGUGAUCUUGAAAUAUCAGCUAAAUUGUACGAAUUGGUAAAUCAAUAUGACAAAGUAAUUGAAUUAGCAAAUAUUUUGUUGAGCCGGGUCAUUCAACCAGAUACCUUCACACCACUAGAUAAAACUCCCAACUUGAAAAAUAAAGUUUUCGAAUUUGCCGAACAACUGAGUCAGCGGUUAAACGGAGUAGAAAUCAAUGCAUCCGAAGAAGCAAUUUUCACUUUUAACAUGUUAAAAAGUAUUUUUGUAUUUUUUGAACGUUACAAUAAUCACAAAUACACAUUGGCUUUUGAUAUCCUACAAACAAUUGGUUUGAUACCACUGUCUGUUGAUCAAGUAGAAGAACGGUUAAGUGCUUUCAAAAAGUACGAUGAAUUAAUAUUAAGAAUUAUUCCUGGAGUGUUGACAGCCUCAAUGAACAUGUUGUACUCACAAUAUAGUGAAAUUAAGAGGGAAGAAGAAUCAAACAAAAAUUCUAGGAAUCCAGAACAAAGACAGGCACACUUAGAAUACAUCAGGGAAAGAGCAAAAGCCAUCACAUCGUUUACAGGUCGUGUACCAUUUCAAAUAAACUCUGAAGUCAUCAAUCAUUUAGUACAAACUGAAAUUUUAUUAUAUUAAUUAUUCAACAUUUGUAUAACUGUGUUAAAAAAAUAUGUGUUCCA
Molecule: messenger RNA, 2557 nt
Organism: Sipha flava (yellow sugarcane aphid)
Lineage: Eukaryota; Metazoa; Arthropoda; Insecta; Hemiptera; Aphididae
Product: nuclear pore complex protein Nup93-like
Exons: 1
Coding region: 93-2513 (806 amino acids)
Biological process (GO): poly(A)+ mRNA export from nucleus; protein import into nucleus
Cellular component (GO): nuclear pore
Molecular function (GO): structural constituent of nuclear pore
Source: RefSeq, a predicted model, not a curated record